UAUGUAAAGCGGCGAACGCAUCCCCAUUUGGUGGAAGACUAAGAAAAUUAUGGAGGAAUGAUGAUAAAAACGGGAAGAGGUGAAUUCUCCAAAGGGAUAUCAGGAAGUGCGUUUACAAAUGGUUCUUUGCACUACACCUAAAUGUUCAGCGAAGAUUUGAUGGAAGGACAGAUCAUACCCCAAACACACGGAAUGGAUGGUGCAACGCUACUUAGCGUCAGUGAAGACAGGGAUCCAGAGAAUAAUAACGCUUAUUUGAAGGUGGCUUAUUCAGAUGUGAUCUGCGAGCCAACAGCAGUUCGUAGCCCUCAGUGCGUUCAUCAGUUUACCAAAACUAUUUAUGAUGGCACUAUCCUUGGCACUUACUGGGUACUGACCAUUGUAUUCGGCGGCCUUCUGUCCUUUAUCUAUGGCUUAACCUGCGGAGCUCUGAGCUUCAUGAUGAUUUGGGUGGCAACUCCUUUUGCCCGCUUCUGGUUGAUCCCAUUGGGAUUGUAUGGUAAAAUCUGGCAAUUUAUUGUUAGAUGCCUCUACGAUCCCCUGUACGAGUCUUGCGGCAAGAUCUUCGCCAAUAUCAACAUAAACUUUAAUACUAGAGCUAUCCAGCGUGUGUAGCUACAUAUUGUUUUCGUAUUAUGCAAAACUACAGCCUUAAUUAACAGCCUGAGAUUCAUUCAUCGUUCGACUGUGACUUGAGAUCAACUUAGUAUUAGGUCAUAUCUGAACUUGAAUUGAAACCCAAUAUGUAAUGUAAAUUUGCGUUAUUCUCGUCACAGCUAAUUUACUCAUAGGUAGAAUAUCACAGUUUUUUUACUUCAUUCAACAUUUAAUAUUUCAUUUAGUAAUAUCUCUGUCUGAUACUUGCCCGUCUCCUUGUAGUUCUUUCUCUUGGAUUUUCACUUCGUGCGUUUGUGUAGUAUAGUAGUAUUUAGACACAUUUCACCAGUGAGCCUGGGGCUCGUUUAAAUGUGAACGUGUAUGCAACAAUUAAAAUGUAAAAUUUAAACAUGUAAUCUAUUCGAUAAAAAUACAAAAACUAGACUAUAAAAUUUAAAAACUAGACUCUAAAAAUAAGUAUGUGAACUAAUCGAUACAAAGAUUACAUUGUGCGUAUAUCUUCAAAAUCCCCCAACAACAAGUAAAUGUUACGUGCACCAAAAACAAUGUCCAGUAAUCACCACUGUUUCUCUACAGUUUUUCAUUACUCCUACCCGGAAUCUUGGUAUCAAAUCAUUAAAAAAUUCAAUGAUUGUCGUUC
Stylophora pistillata is the source of this 1258-nucleotide messenger RNA. Its product is annotated as caveolin-1. The record is from RefSeq and is a predicted model, not a curated record. Gene Ontology annotation, biological process: caveola assembly. Gene Ontology annotation, molecular function: molecular adaptor activity. Gene Ontology annotation, cellular component: caveola. NCBI's taxonomy places the organism in Eukaryota, Metazoa, Cnidaria, Anthozoa, Scleractinia, Pocilloporidae.